Messenger RNA from Engraulis encrasicolus (European anchovy), 1343 nucleotides. RefSeq names its product histone H2A-like. NCBI's taxonomy places the organism in Eukaryota, Metazoa, Chordata, Actinopteri, Clupeiformes, Engraulidae. Gene Ontology annotation, molecular function: structural constituent of chromatin; DNA binding; protein heterodimerization activity. Gene Ontology annotation, cellular component: nucleosome; chromatin. The coding region runs from base 890 to 1267 and encodes 125 amino acids. The record is from RefSeq and is a predicted model, not a curated record. Gene Ontology annotation, biological process: heterochromatin formation. The transcript has a single exon.
GGUCAGAAACAUCCCAUCUCCCAGCCCUGGGGAAUGCACCAUGUCUCCAAGUUUGGCAUGAAUCAUGAAAGAGCGGUCGGUUGCCAAGCAUGAUUUGCGCCAUUUCCCCCCAACAAGCCAUUCAUUGUUUGCAAAAUCACAGAAGCCCCACUCUCAAGUCCCUGCCGCUGCUGCCAUAACGAUAAGUCAGCUAUUACAUGACUGAACCCAGCUAUAGGCUCACAGUGACUGGUUAGUUAUAAACAUGCAUGUGAGCGUACACCUCCUAACACAUCUGUACAAGCACAUUACAUGUUAAUUAUCAUAUAGGUUCAAGCACAUACCAUGUUAAUUAUAAAGGUUCAAGUUUAUUUUGCCGUAUCAUAUAGCUUGUCUGUCUUUGUUGGACUCUUUGGAAAGACGCGCCAUGAACGUUUGACUACAGUUGUUUGUUUCUACUUGAAUAAGAAACAAGUUGCAACCGCUGUAUACAAUAUAGAAGGACUUAGAUGUGUAAUUACAACAAUAGUAGUAUGGCAUUACAAAGAUUGUAGACAUGUUAUAUGUUUGUAAUUACACCUGUACAAGUACUUCUACUUUAAUGAAUACAAAGGAAACAGAGCACAUAACAAAGCGGAUGAUGGGUUGUAUGAAAUUCCUUCGUCGUGCAUAAAUGCUUUUACUUUCAUUCCAUGGGGUUAAGUAUAUUGUUUUACAAAAAAAUAUGUGAUUGUGGGGAUAAGGGAAAAGAGCGCCAACUGUCACGGUGAAUAAUAACCAGUGAUUGGCUCCAAAGCUUACAGCUUCAGCCACUCAGGCUCUAGGUUGCCUCCCCAGCCGUGCACAUAUAGAGGCGUGAGGUGAAACUACAGGCACUCGAUUUUACGAAAUCAAAGACAAAGUAACAAACAUGAGCGGAAGAGGCAAAACCGGAGGCAAGACAAGGGCGAAGGCCAAGACUCGUUCAUCCAGGGCUGGACUGCAGUUCCCCGUCGGUCGUGUGCACAGGUUGCUGCGUAAGGGCAACUAUGCUCAGCGCGUGGGAGCUGGUGCACCCGUCUACAUGGCUGCAGUGAUGGAGUACUUGACUGCUGAGAUUCUGGAGUUGGCUGGUAACGCCGCUCGUGACAACAAGAAGAGUCGUAUCAUCCCCCGUCAUCUGCAGCUGGCCGUGCGUAACGACGAGGAGUUGAACAAACUGCUCGGUGGCGUUACCAUCGCUCAGGGUGGUGUGCUGCCUAACAUCCAGGCUGUGCUUCUGCCCAAGAAGACCGAAAAGUCCAAGUAAAUUUGACCUCCAACCUCCCUGACCACAAAGGCUCUUUUAAGAGCCACCCACAUCCCUAAAAAAAGCAUUUUCCAAG